AUGCGGCAAUUUGUAUCCACGUUCCUCUUAAUUCUUGAAUGUUUCGUAACACUGUCAGCCGCUGUCCAUGUUGUACGUUGGUGCGUCUUCAAGAAAGCUGAGGAACUUAAAUGUAUGAGUCUUUCUCGAGCAAUCGCCCAAACGCCGACAUUUGCCAUCAACUUUACUCUUAGUUGCGUGAUGGGUUUCACCGAGUUUGAUUGCAUGAAACUAAUAAGCGCUGAUAAGGCUGACCUGAUUACUCUGGAUGUUGGUCUUGGUGAUAUUGCCAGCAGAACAUAUAGUCUGCGUCCCCUUGCCGUGGAGAACUACAACCCAUCCUCGCCUGCAGAUGGUUUAUACUACUAUUCAAAUAUAGUAGUACCCAUUGGUGAAAAUGUCAAUCCGUACACACUUCGGCGAAGAGAAGUUUGCUUCGCAGGUGCGGGGACAGCAGAGGGCUGGGUCAUUCCCUUGAGCCGACUAAUGGGUGAUCUGCACGCCAUCAACAUCACCCAGUGCAACAGUGUGGUGCAGAACUUGAUCCAGUUCCUCGGUGAUUCCUGUGUCCCGAACGCGUUGCAGAGCGCAUUCAAUCCGUUCGGCGACAACACUCAAGAAAUUUGCCGUUUGUGCGCUGACGUUGGCACCCAAGCCUUCUGCACAUCGCGCGAUCGAUUCGCCGAGAAUCAGGGUGCCCUGCGGUGCCUCUACGAACACCGAAACAACCCCGAGACGACGAAACGUCCGUUGGCGGCCAUUGUGCGGGCACAAGAGGUCGAGUUGGCCGCCACCGACGGAUGGUUUCCAAAAGGACUCUACCAGCUUCUCUGCCCGACCCAGCAGCUCAGCGGUCUGUGGACGGCUCCCCUGAGUGAGUGGCAGACGUGUCAGUGGGGUCGAAUUCCAGCCCGCCUCGUCAUGACGUCUUCGCGUCGACUCGACCUCCAGCCGAUGAAGGACUUCCUAAACUUACUCAUUGUCCACUUUGUGACCAAUCCGAUCCCGGGUUCUCCACGUUUCAACCUCUUCUCGUCGACGGAAUACGUCGUUCCGGGUCAAAAUUGGGUUCAACGAAAUCUCAUGUUCUCCGACUUCACCCGCACACUCUACUUUCCGCCUGAGAAUCAAAUCAUGACGUUCUAUCAGUGGAUUGACAAAGGUUUUCUGAAUGCCGUUGAACUCUUGAAUCAGUGUCCCCUCCCCACAAUCCGAUGGUGUGUAGUUGACUACUGGGAGAUGGAGAAGUGUGAGCGAAUGGGGAGUGCUUUCGCGGCCAAAGGCAUCAAGCCAGUCCUCACUUGCAUCCUCGAGGAGACCACCAUAGACUGCAUGCGGCGCAUGAAAGACGGAUUCGUCGACAUGAUGAACGUCGAAGCGGGUGACUUGUACACCGCCGGCAGUCAAUUCAACCUGGUCCCAAUCGUCAAUGAGAAUUAUGGAAUUGGACCGUACUAUUAUGCCGUGGCAGUGGUCAGGAAGAUAAACCCUGAUAUCCUGAUUUCUAAUUGGAAAUUCCGCCGCACAUGUCAAAGUGGGGUUGGACGAGCUACUGGCUGGAUCAUACCGCUUAACCUCAUUCUUGAGACGGCACAAAUUCGAGUUUUCGGGAAACACCUUAUCUACGCGCUAAGUGAAUUGGUGAGUCAGUCCUGUAUUCCUGGGAUUCAAAACCGAGCCUUCAAUCCAACCGGGAAGAUUCCGCUGAAUUUGUGCGAACUCUGCAUGAGUGGUGGCAAUGACCGUUGCCAACGCGACAACAGGGAGUUGUACUUUGGUGAAGAUGGCGCCUUCCGUUGUCUCACUGAAGCCGGCCAAAGGCUCUAUGUUAUAGUGCUGGCAGUUGUGGAAGCGAGUUACCGUUGGAAUCCAGACUACUGGGCUAGAAAUUUACGCGAGGAUGACUUUGAAUUGCUGUGCACGGAUGGACGCCGACAAAACAUACGAAACUGGCACAACUGUCACCUUGGAAAAGUGCCCGCGAACACCAUAAUCACGGCCCCACACAAAACGGAAAAUGAGCGCCUGAAUAUGUGGCGUCUGCUGCAGUACGGACAGGAAUACUACGGCGAUGACUGGAAUCCAACAUUUCGAAUGUUUGACUCAGGGUUCGGACACAGCGACCUCAUCUUCAGUGAUCUCACCGAGAGCCUGACGAGGAUUCCGUGGGCGGAUCAGAACUACACGCAGUGGCUGGGCAAGGACUUUCUGCGGCUAGUCCAGGCUCUACAGGACGUUGGAAGGUACGGCGAACUGGGAAUAUACCAACCAGUUAACGGCACCGCCUAA
This is a messenger RNA of Mesocestoides corti, 2268 nucleotides long. NCBI's taxonomy places the organism in Eukaryota, Metazoa, Platyhelminthes, Cestoda, Cyclophyllidea, Mesocestoididae. The record is from the annotation of a GenBank genome assembly.